UCGUAGAAAGAGAAAAUUCAAGGCAGACAGCCAGGCACUCUUGGCAACAAUAUCGCGACAGUAGACACUCCCUCCCGCCCACGCUCUUUUCGAAUUACAUCCCUCCGGCCCCACUCGAACUACGUCCGUCUCCUCCUUCCAAACCCCGACGCCGGAAAUGGUAGCCGAAUAUCGGAGCCCUGAUCCGUUGGAUCCGCUUUCAGCCUACUCGGGUCUCUCCCUCUUCCCCAGGACAUUUGGAGUGGCGCCCGAGCCGUUGAAGUCGCACGAACCCGACUCUGAUCUUGACGCCAUUCACAACCGCCUCAAGACUAUGGCAUUAAAAAGUCCCAGUAAACUUCUAGCGCAGGCAAAAACUAUUACUGUUGAUGCUUCAGUGCUUCUGAACUCUGAAAUUGCCAAAUGUGAAGAGAAAAAGGCAGGUGCUGCAAAGGAUAAGGAAAGUCUCCAAGAAAGAAGGCCAGCCUUAGGCCGUAAGCGGGCUCGAUUUUCCAUAAAGCCUGAUAUAACUCAGCCUGCUGUAAUUUUGGAACCAAAUUUGGACAUUGAUCAACUAAAAGACCCAGAGGAGUUCUUCUCAGCCUAUGAACGACUUGAAAAUGCCACAAGAGAGUUACAGAAGCAGAUUGGUGGCAUGUCAAUGGAUUUUGAUCAGCGCAACCGAUCCACAACUGCACGACAGCGUCGACCAGGGAUCCUAGGGCGGUCAGUUAGAUACAAGCACCGCUAUUCAUCAGUGAAUUCCGAGAAUAAUGAGAAUGUUGUAACCUCUCAAGAGACAUUUGAAUCAGGCAUUGUGAGCCCACUUAAUGUCAUCUCACAAUGUGAAAAUGGCCAAAAUCUAGCAUUACAAGAGAGGGAAUUAGCUGGUUCAAUGGACGAGCCAGAGAACAAAGUUAGUCAAAUCUUGGAUGAAUUGCUAUCUGGUAAUUUUGAAGAUCUGGAAGGGGAUGCAGCAGUCAGUCUUUUACAGAAGCGCUUGCAGAUCAAACCCAUUGAUCUAGAGAAGUUAACACUCCCAGACUUGCAAGGUUUUCAAAAGACCGAUGCGAAAUCUUCAAGGAAAAACAUGCCAAAGCCUCGGAAUGCUCUAAUGGACAUAGGUAAUCUGUUAAAAGGAAUUAGCAGUGAAACACCCAUGAAGAUGAUACAUGAGGCAGAAAGCUCUGUUCAUCACAGAGCUUCACCCACACCCCCAAGAAGUCCAUUUUCUCCCUUAUCAUUAUUACAGAGACGACUUUUGCAGUCAAAGCCCUCAAGUGAUCCAUUUUCAGUUCCUGAUUUUGGGGAAGGUGACAUUGCAACUGCUAAAACAGGUUCACCUGAGGUGGCUAUUGGAGAUUUUACUUGUACAUCUCAAACAGUUGUGCAAGGUAAGUCAAGUAGACUUUCUGUUGGAGUUGAUAUCAGUUCAAGUGGAACUUGUGUUGGCAUUUUGGAUAAUGUUGGAGGCACUAAUAUGGAUAAUGAAGUUAUAGAUGAGCAAUUCAGUGAGCAUGAUGCCGAUAUUUAUCCGCACUCAAAUGGAUCCAAUAACUUGGAGGAAAAGGUGGAAGACAUGCUAGGAACUGUGGAAGUAGUAGCUUCUCAAAAGCCCAAUCGUAUCAUGGCUGACUCAAAUCAAUCAAGUCCUCUUGUCAUUGAAGACUCUGCAGUACAUGGACUCUACAGAGCCUCAAACAACAUCCCAGAACAGCAAAAAGAGGAAAGUGCCAAGGUAUCAUUGAAUGAGCAUAUUGAAGUGAAAUCACGUCAGCCCAAAGAACACAAAAGGAAAAAGCUUUCUCACAGGCAAAGCCUUGCAGGAGCUGGUUUAUUAUGGAAAUCUGGGGUAAGGCGAAGCACCAGGAUCAGGACAAGACCCCUGGAGUACUGGAAAGGCGAAAGAUUAUUAUAUGGACGCAUCCAUGAAAGUCUGGCAACGGUUAUUGGAUUGAAGUACGCUUCUCCUACAAAGGAAGGUGGAGAACCCACGCUCAAGGUGAAAUCUUACGUCUCGGAUGAAUACAAAGAGCUUGUCGAACUAGCAGCUCUACAUUGAGACGACUGAUGUUUUAAGCAAUGGUAGGAAGUAGGUACCCCCAACGAGUUCUCUCCUAUGUAUUCUGUCUCCUGACACCCUUCUUUUUCUACUUGUCACCGAGAAUUGGCUGGGAAAACCAAAAAAGAAAAGAAAAAAAAGAUAGUAGUUGUUGAGUUCUAAUUGUGGUAAAUAGUCGUCGUGGACAAUUAGCUUCUAUACUGAAACUUUUCAUUGAUAUAUGAGAAGUUAAAUGUUAUUGCAGAAUGUAGGCGUAAAGCUUCUUACCUUCUGUUUUUUU
Molecule: messenger RNA, 2321 nt
Organism: Juglans regia (Persian walnut)
Lineage: Eukaryota; Viridiplantae; Streptophyta; Magnoliopsida; Fagales; Juglandaceae
Product: centromere protein C
Exons: 11
Coding region: 158-2041 (627 amino acids)
Biological process (GO): attachment of mitotic spindle microtubules to kinetochore; spindle attachment to meiosis I kinetochore; kinetochore assembly
Cellular component (GO): kinetochore
Molecular function (GO): centromeric DNA binding
Source: RefSeq, a predicted model, not a curated record